Molecule: messenger RNA, 2088 nt
Organism: Microtus ochrogaster (prairie vole)
Lineage: Eukaryota; Metazoa; Chordata; Mammalia; Rodentia; Cricetidae
Gene: Panx1
Product: pannexin 1
Biological process (GO): monoatomic cation transport; positive regulation of interleukin-1 production; cell-cell signaling
Cellular component (GO): plasma membrane
Molecular function (GO): wide pore channel activity
Source: RefSeq, a predicted model, not a curated record
GCCAAGUGCUUUGUUCCCGGCUCCUUGUUGCCCCUGCGCGCGCAGAGAGGCCGAAGUCCUGGUGUACCGCGCGCCUGGUGCCGCGAGGGCUGAGAACCGGGUGCGAUCACUGCAGCCACAGCUCAGGAGCUCGUGCGCCCUGCGCCGCUUGGGGGCGGUCCCACGCAGCUGCGGCUCCCGUGCGGUUCCUACGAGGCGGUCGCCCCGAGACUGUCUAGGCGGUGCGAUGCUGGGCCCGCCCGGGAGCCCGGGAAGGGAAAGCGGAAGCCGCGAGCCGGGCCGGUGACCGCGAGGACUCGGCGCCUCUCCACGGCUGCCGGCAGCACCCGCGCCUUUUUCCAGCUGUCAGUCCUGCGGCACCCUGCGCUCCGUAACCAUGGCCAUCGCUCACCUGGCCACGGAGUACGUGUUCUCGGACUUCUUGUUGAAGGAGCCCACCGAGCCCAAAUUCAAGGGGCUGCGGCUGGAGCUAGCGGUGGAUAAGAUGGUCACAUGCAUCGCCGUGGGUCUGCCUCUGCUGCUCAUCUCGCUGGCCUUCGCUCAGGAGAUCUCCAUCGGUACCCAGAUAAGCUGCUUCUCCCCAAGCUCUUUCUCCUGGCGACAGGCUUCCUUUGUGGAUUCCUACUGUUGGGCGGCUGUACAGCAGAAGAGUUCCCUGCAGAGCGAGUCCGGAAACCUCCCACUGUGGCUGCACAAGUUCUUCCCCUACAUCCUGCUGCUGUUCGCCAUACUCCUGUACCUGCCCACGCUGUUCUGGCGCUUCGCGGCAGCCCCGCACCUCUGCUCAGAUCUGAAGUUCAUCAUGGAAGAACUCGACAAAGUCUACAACCGUGCCAUCAAGGCUGCCAAGAGCGCCCGGGACUUGGACCUGAGAGAUGGACCUGGACCGCCAGGAGUGAAUGAGAAUGUGGGGCAAAGUCUGUGGGAGAUCUCUGAAAGUCACUUCAAGUACCCAAUCGUGGAGCAGUACUUGAAGACGAAGAAGAACUCUAGUCAUUUGAUUGUGAAGUACAUUAGCUGCCGACUGGUGACACUGGCCGUCAUCCUGCUGGCGUGUGUCUACUUGAGCUAUUACUUCAGCCUCUCCUCACUGUCAGACGAGUUUCUGUGCAACAUCAAAUCGGGCAUCCUGAGCAAUGACAGCACCAUUCCUGACCGCCUCCAGUGCAAGCUCAUCGCCGUCGGCAUCUUCCAGCUGCUCAGCUUCAUCAACCUCAUCGUGUACGCCCUGCUGGCCCCCGUGGUCAUCUACACACUGUUCGUUCCGUUCCGGCAGAAGACAGAUGUUCUCAAGGUCUACGAGAUCCUGCCCACUUUCGAUGUUCUGCAUUUCAAGUCUGAAGGCUACAACGACUUGAGCCUCUACAACCUCUUUCUGGAAGAGAACAUAAGUGAGCUCAAAUCAUACAAGUGUCUUAAGGUGCUGGAGAACAUUAAAAGCAACGGGCAGGGCAUCGAUCCCAUGCUGCUCCUGACCAACCUAGGCAUGAUCAAGAUGGAUGUCUUUGAUGGAAAGACCCCCAUGUCCACAGAGAUCAAGGGACAGGACCAGGGGAGCCGGAUGACGGAGUUCAAAGAUUUGGACCUGAGCAGCGACACUACAACCAAUAAUGGAGAGAAGAACUCUCGACAGAGACUUCUGAAUGCAUCCUGCUGAUGGUUUCGUUCUUGAGUUUCAAGUCCGUGGUUUCUGCGGCUGAAGCCCCGCUGUUGGGCCUGUAGCUAGUUGGCGGUAAAGUGUCUUUGUUAGUGAUGUGGCGUGUGUUUUACCAGUCCCCGAUAGACACAAUGGCCGAAGUGUCAUCUGCCACUGUGCCAUGGAAGAAAGGGUUAGGACUGUCCCACAAGACGAAAUGUGGAAAUGAGUAAUGGGCUCUGUCCGAGCCCUCAUCAAAGGGCCGCUAAGAGCAUAGAGCCUUCUGGAGCCUUCUAGAGCCUUGAAGAAACGCUGUUCUGGACUGACAUGUUGCGAGACCUGGAGCUUCCGGAGAGCAAGCACUUUGGGAGAUGUCUUGUUUUAUGAGAUGAUAAUAAACAUGGCAGGAUAUAAUUUAAUAAUGCCCCCUGUGUGCUCUUACUGACGGUUGA